Gamsiella multidivaricata is the source of this 1181-nucleotide messenger RNA. RefSeq names its product guanine nucleotide binding protein, alpha subunit. The coding region runs from base 120 to 1181 and encodes 353 amino acids. Gene Ontology annotation, cellular component: heterotrimeric G-protein complex. Gene Ontology annotation, molecular function: G protein-coupled receptor binding; G-protein beta/gamma-subunit complex binding; GTP binding. The record is from RefSeq and is a predicted model, not a curated record. Gene Ontology annotation, biological process: G protein-coupled receptor signaling pathway. The transcript has 4 exons. Lineage: Eukaryota; Fungi; Mortierellomycota; Mortierellomycetes; Mortierellales; Mortierellaceae.
AGAUAUUUUUAAAAGCCGAACCAUUAGUGCGCUCCUGUCCUGGCCUUCCAAUAAUCGACUGUCGUGAAGACGCAUUCCUCUCUCCCGUAUCGUAUUUUUAACCACCAAAAGACCUCACUAUGGGUUGUUGUAUCAGUCAAGAGGACAAGGAGGGCCGUAACCGCAAUGAGGCUAUCGAGAGCCAGCUUCGGAAAGACCGCAUGCAAAUGCGGAAUGAGGUCAAAAUGCUGCUGCUUGGUGCCGGAGAAUCCGGCAAGUCUACCAUCUUGAAGCAGAUGAAACUGAUCCAUGAUGGAGGCUACUCUAAGGAGGAGUGUGAAGCCUACAAGGAGAUUAUCUUCUCUAACACUGUUCAGAGCAUGCGCGUUAUCCUCGAGGCUAUGGACAAGAUGGAGCUUCCGUUACACCACGAGGCCAACCGCAACUAUGCCAUAAUCAUUUUGAGCCUACCUGCUCAGAUCGAGGGAGAGUACAUGCCACCCGAGGUCGCGGUCGCGGUUGAGAACCUGUGGGUCGAUCCUAACGUGCAGCAGGCCUUCCAGCGCAGUCGCGAGUACCAGCUGAACGAUUCUGCCAAAUACUAUUUUGAUUCGAUUGAACGCAUUGCAAAGCCGGACUACGUUCCCACAGACCAGGAUGUACUCCGGUCUCGCGUCAAGACGACGGGUAUCACCGAGACGCGUUUCGUGAUCGGUGAAUUGACCUAUAUGAUGUUUGAUGUCGGUGGCCAACGGUCGGAGCGCAAGAAAUGGAUCCAUUGUUUUGAAAACGUUACAGCGAUUGUGUUCCUGGUCGCUAUCUCAGAGUAUGACCAGCUGCUCUUUGAAGACGAGACCGUGAACCGAAUGCAGGAGGCUCUGACGCUGUUUGAUUCGAUCUGCAACUCGCGGUGGUUCGUAAAAACGUCGAUUAUCUUGUUCCUGAACAAGAUUGAUCGUUUCAAGGAGAAACUGCCCAUCUCACCCAUGCGCAACUACUUCCCGGACUUUGAAGGCGGCGUCGACUAUGACCUGGCAUCACAGUACAUCCUUAACCGGUUCGUAAGCCUUAACCUUUCCGAUACCAAGCAGAUCUACGCACACUUUACGUGUGCCACGGAUACCAGCCAGAUCAAAUUCGUUAUGGCGGCCGUUAGUGAUAUUAUCAUCCAGACCAACCUGCGAGAUUGUGGUCUCUUGUGA